GCUGGUAACCGGCACAAAAUAUGUUCCGCGGUGCCGCCGCAGGUAGGACUGGGUAGUGGCGAGCGGGAAGGGUGACGGCUGUGUGGACGCCGACGAGCGUCACCGCGCCGGACGCGCCGCCAAACACACGCGCAGUACGCGCCACUCAGUCGUGCUCAGCAACUUGUCGAUUUUCUGCAUUGUUCCCUGUCGUUUUUCGACGCGCCGCUGCCGCCCGACGCUCCGUUUCCGUAGAACAAACCGUACCGAGACGGUGGUUGGAAGUGGAACGGACAGCGCCGGCACUACAGUUUCCGCGGUCGUCAUUUUUCCCAGCUAACCGGCUUCGAGCAGCGUCCGAGGUUACCAGAACAGGACUAAGAAGCAAAAAUGGAAGGUAAAAUACUCGACCAGGAAACCACUGCUGACCACAGUCCAGCCAAGGAACAAAUUGCUGAUAUAAAAUCAAAACGCAAAUACGAUAUAAUCGUUUUUGGAGCUUCGGGAUUCAUUGGAAAACAUGUUGUUAUGGAAAUGGGACGCUUUUCACAAACAUACAAUUUAACUUGGGCUAUUGCUGGGCGUAACACUGACAAAUUACAAAACGUAUUAGAUAAAUUGUACAAAACUGUUGAUGGUUAUGAAGAUAAAAAAAUUGAUAUUAUUUAUGCCGAUGUACAAGAUAUUAAAACUGUAAUGAGAAUGGCUCAAAUAACUUCUGUGGUUAUAAAUUGUAUUGGACCGUACUAUAUAUUUGGAGAAGUUGUAGUGAAAUCUUGUGUUUUGACAUCUACUCAUUAUGUAGAUAUAACUGGUGAAACAUUAUUUAUGGAGAAAAUGGCAUGUAUAUAUAAUAAACAAGCUGAAGAAAACCAUUCAAUAAUUGUUAGUGCACUUGGUAUGACUAGUGUACCCUCUGACCUUGGUGUUGAAUUUUUAUACAAACAUUUUAAUGGUGAAUUGAAGAAUGUUGACGUGUACAUGUACCUUUAUCCCAGUUCAUUCGUACAUAUAUUUCCCAUGUGCACUUUUAUACAUGAUGGUACUUGGAUAAGCACUAUAUUGCAUUUGGCUACUAAAAAACAAAGACUACACUACAGAAAUCUGUUAGAUGAGUUAAUGGGAAUAACUCGAGUAAAACCAAAUGUUUCCAAGAUAUUUCAUAGACGGCAAACCAGUAUGCAAAGUGACAACAAAGAAUGGUGCUUGGCUUUUCCAGAACCAGAUCAAGCUGUUGUUGCUAGAUCAAUACAUCAUGCCAAAACUAUUGAUAAUUUGCCUUACAAUUUUGAUGUUCGAAACUAUUACGUUUUUGGUUUUUUGAUAUCAGCUGUUAUUGGUUCAUUAUUUUACGUAAUACUGUCUAUCUUGGCCGCACUUGAACCUAUUAGAAUUCUCUUUGUUCGAUUUCCAUUCUUGUUUUCAAUGGGAGUUGCAUCAAAAACUGGUCCAAAUAAAACAACAAUGGAAAUGUCACGCAUGUCAUUAACCUUGAUUGGUCACGGAACAACAUCUGCCAAUCCUUCUAAAGAUAAUCUUAAGGAAAUUGCACAUAAAGAUAAUACUGCCACCAGAACAACUAUUAUUAAAGUCAGAGCUAAAAACCCAGGUUAUGGAUUCUCUAGUAAAGCGGUUGUCUUGGGAGCAAUAACUAUAUUAAAAGAUCAUAUUAAUAUUCCCAAAGGGGGUGUUUUAACACCAGCUUCUGCAUUCCGUAAUACUCAAUAUGUGAAUCGUUUAAUGGAUCAUGAUGCUGCGGUUUUUGAAAUUGAGUCUGACUUGGUUAUAUACGGACAACAAUCAAAAUUAAUUUAAAUUACAUCUACUUAGCUGUUUUUAGUCUUUUGUAGUGUUCAAGAUUUAUUCCAUUAUAAUAUAAUUAUCACUCCAACAGUAAAUAUUUAAGUAAAGUUAAGUACAUUUUUUUUUGUUUUAUAUAUUUUGCAAUUGUUUAACUUAUAAGUUAUAAAUAACUUAUUUAUCUAACAAUGAAUACAAUUUUCAACGGUUCUAGUUACUUUUUGUUUAUACACUCGCCAAAAGAUAAUAUACAUGUAGUGUAGCAUUAUUAUUGAUUAUUAUCUUGUUAUAAAACUAUUUAUAGAAACUGUUUUACCAAUUGGUGAAUAAGUUUAAGUAUAAGUUUUUAUUUAUUUAUACAUCAUACACUCAUUAUAUUUUAUUUAUUUAUUAAGUAAUAAUGAUUUAUUAACUGAUAUAUUUUAAUGAAAAAUAAAAAUAUUACAUCACAGUUAAAAAUAU
This is a messenger RNA of Metopolophium dirhodum (rose-grain aphid), 2241 nucleotides long. Its product is annotated as saccharopine dehydrogenase-like oxidoreductase. Lineage: Eukaryota; Metazoa; Arthropoda; Insecta; Hemiptera; Aphididae. The transcript is spliced from 10 exons. The coding region runs from base 370 to 1794 and encodes 474 amino acids. The record is from RefSeq and is a predicted model, not a curated record. Gene Ontology annotation, biological process: glycolipid biosynthetic process. Gene Ontology annotation, cellular component: lipid droplet; plasma membrane; mitochondrion.